Molecule: messenger RNA, 2811 nt
Organism: Lachancea thermotolerans CBS 6340
Lineage: Eukaryota; Fungi; Ascomycota; Saccharomycetes; Saccharomycetales; Saccharomycetaceae
Gene: INP51
Product: phosphoinositide 5-phosphatase INP51
Exons: 1
Coding region: 1-2811 (936 amino acids)
Biological process (GO): phosphatidylinositol dephosphorylation
Cellular component (GO): membrane; cytoplasm
Molecular function (GO): phosphatidylinositol-4,5-bisphosphate 5-phosphatase activity; phosphatidylinositol-3,5-bisphosphate 5-phosphatase activity
Source: RefSeq, a predicted model, not a curated record
AUGAAGCUUUUCAUCCGAAAAGAGCCCCGGUCGCUAGCUCUUCUAUCCAACGGAUAUGUUCUUGUCCUAGAAAAGUCCAGGAUAUCGCAGUCUCAACAAGAAAGCAAGGGCGGCCAGCCAACUGCUGUCGUUGAAUCGAUGCAUGAGACCUCAUUAAGCGACCAUGGGUUUGUGGAAGUUAAAACAAGCAUGUUCAAUGGUCUUUUAGGGCUUAUAUGUGUGAACAACUAUCUGUUUCUUGGCCUCAUUACCAAUGUCCAAAAAGUUGCCUUUCCGAGAUGGAAAGUCAUUGAGGGAGGUCAGAGAGAAGAUAUCGAGUCAAUAUUUCAAAUCCUCAACGUGGAGUUUUACUGCCUCAACAGCGAUUGUUUCGACUUUGCGCUCAGUGACUUGUCGGACCAUGGCACUGAUAAAGUAUCAAGCGAACAUCCUUGCGCGGAUCUGAAGAAGCUUUUUAGUGAUGGUUCUUUUUACUACUCGAGGGAUUUUGACUUGUCCAAUACCUUACAAGAGCGGGGCCUGAAUAACGGCUUAGAUUAUGCCAUAGAUAAUCAAGAUCAAAAGUUUAUUUGGAACAGCAAUAUGAUAUCCGAGGUCACCCAGCUGCGCAACAGAAUUACAGCGUUAGAGAGAUCUCUGUUCGAUGGCGCACUCUUCUUAACAUUUGUCGUGAGGGGCUUUUGCAAGACAAUUUUGAUGGCGGACGUUGCAGCGCCUAUGACGCUUACAAUCAUAUCGAGGAUAUCUACUGAAAAUAAGGAGAACAUUUUCGAUUUACAGGGCAUAGAUAAACAAGGCCACGUCGCAAAUUUCAUCGAAAGCGAAGUGAUAUUUGCAAAUGAGAAAUACAUUUUUGCUUACGUGCAAACUAGCGGAAAUGUUCCUCUCAGCUGGGAGGUUUCGGAGGGUCAAAUAUUACAUGGUAAAAAAAUAAAGUUGGUGGAAGAUCCAGCUUGUUUUCAGGUAGCUUUUGAUAAGCACUUCGAUGCACUUGCCUCCAAGUAUGGUGUCGUAAGCGUGUUGAAUCUUGUAAAACCUAAAAGCGAAUCCCAAGAAAUUCUAAGCAACGCCUACCGGAAAUGCGCUGAUAACAAAGACGUCAGAUUGACCAAUGUUGAAUACGGUUCUGACAUUUUAAUCAAGCAGUCGCACAAACUAAUAUAUCUCCUUAAACAAGAUAUCUAUGAGUUUGGCGCGUUUGUUUACGACAUCUCCAAAGGAAUCUACGUCAGUACACAAACGGGUUGUUUACGCAUCAGUGCAUUCGAUUCAAUAGAAAGGCCUAAUCUCGUAGAGAAAUGCGUGAGUAGGGAAGUGAUAGAAGUCACAACCUCCGAGCUAGGUGGCCUUGAGAUCACAAGUAAUUUUCUAAGCACUCAUGACAAACUAUGGGACGACAACAAAUUCUGGCUUGGACGGCUGUAUCACGACAAUUUCAAAAACCUGAAUAAGUUUAAAAAGGUUUACUGGAAGCUUUUCAGUUCGAGCUGUCGGGUUAGUCUCUACGAUCCAUUACACGCUCACAUUUCUAAACUAAUGAGGAAAAUGAGGAAAGAAUUCACGUACCAGAAAAAUAUCAGUAUUUUUGCAGGUACUUUCAAUGUUAACGGCAGAAUGUAUCCCGACGAUAUAGGCUCCUGGCUAUUUCCUCCCUCAGUUGACAUGGGAAACUUGCCGGAUGUCUAUGUGCUUGGUUUCGAGGAAGUGGUUGAGCUAAGUCCAGGACAUAUGCUUUCCACUGACCCUUAUGCUAAACAGUUUUGGGAGAAAAAGAUUUUAGGAACACUUAAUAGCGUGGGAAACAAGAAGUUCAUUCAGGUUUGGGGCGGUCAGCUAGGCGGCGUACUUCUCCUUCUUUUUAUUAGCGAGUCAGAGUAUGGCAAGGUCAAGCAUUUGGAAGGCGAUGUUAAGAAAACAGGUUUUGGGGGAAUGAGCUCUAACAAGGGCGCAGUUGCUGUUAGCUUUACAUACUCGACAACCAAGUUUUGCUUGCUCGUGUCACAUCUUGCGGCUGGCCUUGAAAACGUCGAUCAGCGGCACCAUGACUAUAAGACCAUAGUGAAGAACAUCAGAUUUUCAAGAAACCUGACAAUUAAAGAUCAUGAUGUUGUUAUAUGGAUGGGAGACUUUAAUUACAGGAUCUCGCUGCCCAAUGAUGAAGUGCGUAGGCGCGUAUCUGGCAACGAUUACGAAGCGCUAUUUGAGAGGGACCAGCUAAACCAGCAAAUGAUAGCGGGUGAGUCCUUUCCUUAUUAUAAUGAGAUGGAGAUCAAGUUUCCACCGACUUAUAAGUUUGACCCUGGCACGAAAACGUAUGACACUAGCGAGAAACUGAGGAUUCCUGCAUGGACCGAUAGAAUAUUGAGUAGGGGCGACUCGGUGAGGCAAGCAAGCUACGGCUCUGCCGAAAAUAUAAUUUUUUCAGACCAUCGACCGGUGUUUGCUACAUUCAACUCUACCGUUAACGUUGUCGACGAGAAAUUGAAAGCUAAACUAGCUACUGAAAUCUAUGAAAGGCUUACAGAACAGCUUUCCGACCUCACAGACGAGGAGCGCUUUACUGUGCUUAACAGUGGGGAGCUAUUUCCGGAUAAAUCUGAGAGUGACGAACCAGUAGCGCCUGAGAUUAGAAAAGGCCGGAAGCUUCCGCCACCAAGCUCUGCGGCAAAGAAGUGGUGGAUAGGCAGCUCUAAACAGGUAAAGGUCCUAUUAGAUGUUGACCCCACGAAAUUCAUGAUAAACCCCAGUCGACCCGUCAACCCCUUUGUCACUGACGAGGAGCCUUUUUUUGUACGUAGAGAGUCAACAUAG